CAGACAGGUGAACAGGUGAACAGGUGAUGAUGCUGCUGGUGCUGGUUCUGUUCGGCGUCUGGCUGAACUCGUCCUCGGCCGCGAAGCUGGGGGUGGUGCAGACGGAAGGGGGGCAGGUGGAGGGGAAGAGCCACAGGAUGGGAUUCUUCAGGACCGUCGACGUCUUUAAAGGAAUCCCCUUCGCUGACGUCCCCGGAAAGUUCGAGAAGCCAAAACCUCAUCCUGGAUGGAGCGGAAUCCUGAAGGCCACAAAGUAUCGGGAUCGCUGCCUGCAGGUGACGCUGCUGCAGACAAAAACCCAGGGCAGCGAGGACUGUCUCUACCUGAACAUCUUUGUUCCACAGGGACGAUCAUUGUCCACCAACCUCCCAGUGAUGGUGUACCUGUUUGGCGGCGCCUUCCUGUUGGGAGCGUCUAACGACGUGGCGAUCCUCGGGGACUCUCUGUACGAUGGGAAGGAGAUGGCCGACAGAGGCGGGGUCAUCGUCGUCACGGUGAACUACCGAGUCGGUACGCUGGGUUUCCUCAGCACCGGAGACGCCCGACUGCCAGGUAACUAUGGACUGUGGGAUCAGCACGCUGCCAUCUCCUGGGUCCGCAGGAACAUCGAGGUGUUCGGAGGAAACCCUGACAACAUCACCAUCUUUGGCCAAUCAGCCGGAGCCGCCAGUGUCAGCUUCCAGAUGCUGUCUCCCCACAGUAAAGGCUUGUUCCGCAGAGCGAUCACUCAGUGUGGUGUGGCUCUCAGUCCCUGGGCUCUACAGACCAAACCCAUGGCUCUGACCAAGAAGAUCGCCCGUAAGGUCGGCUGCUGGAGAAGUAACCAGGACGAGAUGUUAACGUGUCUGAAGAUGAGCGACCCGGUUGGUCUCACCAUGGCGGGAAAAAUCGAUGUGCUGCUUAUUCUUGGAAAAGGUGUGGUCAUGGAUCUCCUUGAACUCGCUCCAGUGGUCGAUGGUGAUUUUAUUCCAGAUGAACCCAGCCGGCUGUUCCACAACACCGCUCAGUUUGAUUACAUGGCUGGAGUCAACAGCAUGGACGGACACAUUUUUGCCGGAGUCGACGUUCCUUCAAUCAACAACAAAACUUCCACCACCCCUGUGAAGCAUGUGAAGGGUCUGCUGGCCGGUCUGACUAAAGAGAAGGGGAACGCUGCCGUCGACUCGGCCUACAGCGUUUACUCGUCUAACUGGGGGUCGUUUCCGGAGCAGGCGGUGGUGAAGAAGACGGUGGCCGACAUCGAGACAGACUUCCUGUUCCUGGUCCCGACUCAGAUCGCCCUCCAGCUCCAUGCCAACAAUACCAGUGGAGCCCGUACCUACUCCUACCUGUUCAACAUGAAGACUCGUAUCCCAGGGUUCCCUCGCUGGGUGGAGGCGGAGCACGCCGAGGACCUGCAGUACCUGUUUGGUAAACCCUUCACCACCCCACUGGUCUACUUCCCCCGACACCGAGACCUGUCCCGGUACAUGAUUGCAUACUGGACCAACUUCGCCAAGACCGGUGAUCCCAACAGAGGUGACAGAGUCCCAGUUCCCUGGCCCCCCUUCACCAGACACCACCAACCCUACCUGAGCAUCAACCACAAGAUCAACAAGUCUUCCAUCAGCUACGACCUGAGAUCACAGUACGUCACCUACUGGACCCAGACCUACAGCAGCCUGCCGUCAAUAAAGAGAGAAGAAGAGGACGAGACGGAGAACUGAGCGCUGCUGUUUAUUUUGAACACUGUUAAUUACAAACCACUGGAAUUGUUUAUAACUGUAUGAAGGAUUAUUAACAAUGAAAGAAAAUGAGGAUUACAAUGAAUAAACGCAGAUAAAAGAGAUAAACCA
Molecule: messenger RNA, 1835 nt
Organism: Seriola dumerili (greater amberjack)
Lineage: Eukaryota; Metazoa; Chordata; Actinopteri; Carangiformes; Carangidae
Product: bile salt-activated lipase-like
Exons: 12
Coding region: 27-1706 (559 amino acids)
Biological process (GO): synaptic vesicle endocytosis; chemical synaptic transmission; postsynaptic membrane assembly
Cellular component (GO): postsynaptic specialization membrane; synapse; cell surface
Molecular function (GO): triacylglycerol lipase activity; signaling receptor activity; sterol ester esterase activity
Source: RefSeq, a predicted model, not a curated record